Guillardia theta CCMP2712 is the source of this 1119-nucleotide messenger RNA. RefSeq lists its product as hypothetical. The coding region runs from base 1 to 1119 and encodes 372 amino acids. The transcript has 5 exons. Lineage: Eukaryota; Cryptophyceae; Pyrenomonadales; Geminigeraceae. The record is from RefSeq and is a predicted model, not a curated record.
AUGGUGCGUCGCAGCGCCAUCGGGCUCAUGCUCCAGGGAACUCAGAUCGAGCACAAGAUGGACAAGGAUGACGUAAGAAGACAGGUAGAUGGAGUAGAAGUUACAGCUGAGACAAUACAUCCGCUACUCCUUGGUAACGACGAGCCUGGAUCCAAAGUUUUGCUGAGAUUGAGGAAGAUGGCCACGGACGAGACAAUAGAAGUAGUAGUGCAGAGAUUUGAGAUUGCAAAACAUGAGGAACAAAAAAAGGCAAUUGAGUGCUGGAACAAUUUGGAAGAGUCAAACCAAUCCAAGAUUUCUACGCUUGAUCGCUUGGUCCAAUCGCAUCAAGAACAAGCUCGUGAAUAUGUUCUCCAGUCCAUGAGCUGCUUGCGCGAUGUGAUCUCAAUCGGGGAAGAAAAAGAAGACGAAUACACAAGCUUGAUCCAACAGCUUGAAAUUACAUGCACAAAAAAGGAUCAAGAAACUCAAAGGAUUGAGAAGGCAGUUGCAGAUUUGAAUAGUCAAUUGCUUACUUUGCGAGAUGAACUUAUCUCGCAAACAACACAGCGCGACAAAACAAGAGCUGAAUAUCUCAAAGCAAAAGACCGAUUGAGCUAUGAAAAGGAGAAGCGAGCAUUAGCAGAGGACAAGUACAGGGAGACAAAUCAUCAGCUGAGGAGUGAGAAGGAGGUCCAAAGAAUUCUUCUCCAUUCGUUUGAUACAUUCUACUCGAUUUUUGAGAAUCAGGCUCAAGAAAUCAAUCUCCUUCUGGUUUCUUGCCAGUCUCUCAUCCAAGAAUACAAGGCUUCUAAGGAUAUCCCGUUCAAUCCACCGCCUCUCAACCAAGUCAUGCAAGGGUUUGCUUUAGACACGAGCAAGUUGAAUAUGACAGGAUUGAAUGAUCUCUUGAAGAAUUUUAGUCAAACCACUUUAAGUCUUACGCCUCAAAAGAUGGACAACAAGGCCAAGUUUGUUCCUGUCAAGGCCAAUAGCAUCAAGUUACAACAAUAUGAUCCCAAAGAAGCAGUGUUUGGAAAAAAGAAGAUAGUCUUGGAAGCAGUUGUGGCAGAUCAAACCAGCAAAAACAGAGUCCCUGAGUUACUUGGUCUCAGUUUGGAGAUGUUGUGCUCGAAGUGA